This is a messenger RNA of Cavia porcellus (domestic guinea pig), 7209 nucleotides long. It is a transcript of the gene Drp2, whose product is annotated as dystrophin related protein 2. Bases 425 to 3298 code for a protein of 957 amino acids. The transcript has 23 exons. The record is from RefSeq and is a predicted model, not a curated record. Lineage: Eukaryota; Metazoa; Chordata; Mammalia; Rodentia; Caviidae. Gene Ontology annotation, molecular function: protein binding; zinc ion binding. Gene Ontology annotation, cellular component: plasma membrane. Gene Ontology annotation, biological process: synaptic signaling.
UCUCUUUCCUCCUCUGCUUCUAAUGAAUUUAAAAUCUAUGAGCUGCCUAGCUCUGGUAGUUUAACAAAACUGUCCUUGCUUUUUCUGCAUUUGCCCAGUCAAGGGUAUCUUUGGCUGAGGUCAGAACGAUGCUGUUAGUUCUGCUGAUGAUUGCAUAGCAACACAGAGCAGCUUCGAGAGGGAAGGAGGCGGAAAAGGAGAAGGAGGGCAGGGAGGUGGGAGAGACAGAGAGAGAGUGUGCAUACAGCAGCUGCCGGCAUCCCUGUCUCAGGCACUUCUUUGCUGAUUCACAGAGGCAGCCCGGCCCUGACCUCUCAGCUUCCAGCUACCCAGCUGCUUCCCAGACCUGACAGAAUCAGAAGGUAAUAAAUGGUCAACAGCUUGUCUGCUGCCCAUCCUCAUCUCCCCAUGAUCCUUGGUUCUUAUGCAACCUAUGGUCAUGCAGGGAUGCCCUUACACCCUCCCACGAUGUCGUGAGUGGUGGGCUGCUGACCAGUUCCAUCACAGCAGCAGCCUCCGAUGCACCUGCCCCCAGCCUCAGGUUAGAGCUGCUACCACUGCCCCUGCACUUCCUUGGGAUGGUGCUGGGGUUCCUUGCCUAUUUCCAAAGCUGCUGAACGGGUCUGUUGGUGCUGUUGGCCCCCUGGAACCAUCAGCCAUGAAUCUGUGUUGGAAUGAAAUAAAAAAGAAGUCUCACAACCUCCGUGCUCGCCUAGAGGCCUUCUCAGACCACAGUGGAAAGCUUCAGCUCCCUCUCCAAGAGAUUAUUGAUUGGCUCAGUCAAAAGGAUGAAGAAUUGUCAGCUCAGUUGCCCCUCCAAGGGGAUGUGGCUCUUGUGCAACAGGAGAAGGAAACACAUGCGGCCUUUAUGGAAGAAGUCAAGUCUCGGGGCCCCUAUGUCUACUCUGUGCUGGAGUCAGCACAAGCCUUCCUAUCUCAGCAUCCAUUUGAGGAACUAGAAGAACCUCAUUCUGAAAGCAAAGAUACCUCCCCCAGACAGCGGAUCCAGAAUCUUAGCCGUUUUGUGUGGAAGCAGGCAACAGUAGCCAGUGAACUAUGGGAAAAGCUGACAGCUCGAUGUGUGGACCAGCACCGCCACAUUGAGCGCACUCUAGAGCAGUUAUUGGAGAUUCAUGGAGCAAUGGAGGAACUGAGCACUACUCUGACCCAAGCAGAGGGAGUCCGAGCCACUUGGGAGCCCAUUGGAGAUCUCUUUAUUGAUUCGCUCCCAGAUCACAUCCAGGCUAUUAAGCUAUUCAAAGAAGAAUUUGCUCCCAUGAAAGAUGGAGUAAAGUUGGUGAAUGAUCUGGCCCAUCAACUUGCCAUUUCUGAUGUACACUUGUCGAUGGAGAAUUCCCGAGCCCUGGAGCAAAUCAAUGUCCGGUGGAAACAGCUACAGGUGUCAGUUGGUGAGAGGCUGAAGCAGCUGCAGGAUGCCCACCGGGACUUUGGGCCUGGGUCACAGCACUUCCUCUCCUCCUCUGUCCAGGUUCCGUGGGAAAGAGCAAUUUCACCCAAUAAAGUUCCCUACUACAUCAACCACCAGGCGCAGACCACAUGCUGGGACCAUCCCAAGAUGACAGAGUUAUACCAAACCUUAGCUGAUCUGAACAACAUUAAAUUCUCAGCUUAUCGCACUGCCAUGAAGCUCCGCAGAGUCCAGAAGGCCCUGCGCCUGGAUCUAGUAACUUUAACUACAGCUCUAGAGAUCUUCAAUGAGCAUGAUCUGCAGGCCAGUGAGCAUGUGAUGGACGUGGUAGAGGUCAUUCACUGCCUGACUGCUUUAUAUGAGCGACUGGAGGAGGAAAGAGGCAUCCUAGUCAAUGUGCCACUAUGUGUAGACAUGACUCUCAACUGGCUCCUCAAUGUUUUUGAUAGCGGUCGCAGUGGAAAGAUGCGGGCAUUGUCCUUUAAGACUGGCAUUGCAUGUCUCUGUGGCACAGAAGUGAAGGAAAAACUUCAAUACCUCUUCAGCCAAGUGGCCAACUCAGGCAGCCAGUGUGACCAACGCCACCUCGGUGUCCUGCUUCAUGAAGCUAUUCAGGUGCCCCGUCAGCUGGGUGAAGUGGCAGCCUUUGGGGGCAGCAAUGUGGAGCCCAGCGUCCGCAGUUGCUUCCGUUUUAGCACUGGGAAGCCAGUCAUUGAAGCUUCCCAGUUCCUGGAGUGGGUCAACUUGGAACCCCAGUCCAUGGUGUGGCUGGCUGUUUUGCAUCGGGUCACCAUUGCUGAGCAAGUAAAGCAUCAGACCAAGUGUUCUAUCUGCAGGCAAUGCCCUAUCAAAGGAUUUAGGUACCGGAGUCUGAAACAAUUUAAUGUGGACAUCUGCCAGACCUGCUUCUUAACAGGCAGGGCCAGCAAGGGCAAUAAGCUGCACUACCCCAUCAUGGAGUAUUACACCCAGACCACAUCCAGUGAGAACAUGAGGGACUUUGCCACCACCUUAAAGAACAAGUUCCGCUCAAAGCAUUAUUUCAGCAAACACCCUCAGCGAGGCUAUCUGCCUGUGCAAUCGGUCCUGGAGGCUGACUACAGUGAGACACCGGCUUCUUCUCCAAUGUUGCCACAUGCGGACACACACUCUCGCAUUGAGCAUUUUGCCAGCAGGCUUGCUGAGAUGGAAAGUCAGAAUUGUUCCUUCUUUAAUGACAGCCUGUCCCCGGAUGACAGCAUCGAUGAGGACCAGUACCUGCUGCGGCACUCCAGCCCCAUCACAGACCGGGAGCCAGCCUUCGGACAGCAGAUUCCAUGCAGCAUGGCCACAGAAAGUAAGGGAGAGCUGGAGAAGAUCUUGGCUCACUUAGAAGAUGAGAAUCGGAUUCUCCAGGGAGAGCUGAGGCGCCUGAAAUGGCAGCAUGAGGAGGCAGCUGAGGCACCCACCCUGACUGAAGGCUCUACUGACGCAACACAGGACCACUGCAAUGAGGAGCUCCUGGCUGAAGCCAGGAUCCUCAGACAGCACAAGAGCCGCCUGGAGAUGCGAAUGCAGAUACUUGAAGACCACAACAAGCAACUAGAGUCCCAGCUGCAGCGCUUGAGGGAGCUGCUGCUGCAGCCAUCUACGGAAUCAGAUGGCAAUGGAUCUGCAGGCUCAUCAGUAGCUUCCUCUCCACAGCAGUCAGAAGGCAGUCACCCCCAGGAGAAGGGACAGACAACUCCAGACACUGAGGCUGCAGAUGAUGUGGGGUCAAAGAGCCAGGAUGUCAGCUUGUGCUUGGAGGACAUCAUGGAGAAGCUCCGCCAUGCAUUCCCCAGUGUGCGAAGCUCUGAUGUGACUGCCAGCACCCUACUGGCUUCUUGAUGGAGCCAGAUCCCGAUCCCAUAAUCCACAGUCCUCCCCUGGUUCUGGUCAAAGACUUCCCUCAGCCUGCACUUAAUCUUUCCAGUCCCCACUGGCCCCAUAUCCCUUAACCAGAGCUAUUUGAACUCCAGGCAGCAACAAGGAUCUGGUGAUAUGUGAAGGAUGUAGAGUGAGAUCAAAGCAAAAGGAGGCAUGAUUCCUCUGACUAUAGAAAUUUGCCCUUUGACCCUCAAGUUCAAGAUCAGUCACUUAUUUUACCCUUCGUUUACAGCCCAAGCAAACAGCAAUUGGCUAUUCAGAUGGGGAGCAAAGAAGCAGCCUUACAGAGCUUCUUUUUCUGGAAGGUGUCCACUAGCCCCUUUCCCUUCUUCACUGAAUUAUGGAGAGGGAGAGAAGCCUGAUGACCCCAGAAUGCCAGUAGUGUGAAUCUACAGGGAAUAGCCAUCCUUUCUAGUCUAAUUCAAGGAGGCAAAAGGAUAUCCCUGAGACCUCUUUCCAAAGUGCUCCUAAAGAAGGGUGGGCAGGGUGUGUCCUAAUGACUUCAGUUCCAGGGCAUAGCUCUAACUCACUGGAUUCUACCUACAUGUUGUUUCUGCUUUGAAUGUUUUUAGUUCUAUCACACUCCAUCAGAUCUUCCUGGAUGAGGAAAUAGUUCAUUCUAGUUUCUGCUUCCAUCUUACAUUUGAAAACAUUAAAGAAGUACUUUUGGACUUAGAUUUUUCCCUGACCCUCCUCUUUGCUGAAGGCCUCAGCAUACCAUGAGACCUAGAGGGAUACUCCGGAAAUCUAACUGAAACCAUAUUUUGCUCUUCUGAAUUUGUCUUCACAGAACUGGGGUACAAGUGACAGCUUGCUCAGCAAGUGAGUCCUUCUUUCCUUGGGUGAGAAAGAGAAGCCACCCUCUAGCUUGGAAGAGUAUGACUACCCACCACCCUUCUAGACUGUAACCCUUCUAUCUCUUAGGUAGAAUCAGGUGAGGAGGCUGGUUGCCUCCAGAUGAUCAUAUGGCAAUUACAACUGGCCAUGCUUAAUAGUGAUACCUUCCUAGGAUCCACUGGCCACAAUUCAGAAAGUUGGCCACUUCUUACUGAGACAAAACUGAGGCCUUCCUAUGCACCAAACUGUUCUUUCAAACUCUGGAAGGUGAACCCAUAACUCUGCACUAACACUUCCUAGACAAUAUAUACCAUGACCCCUUUAUCAAGAAACUGUGCAUAGUAGAUAGUGGGACAUGGGUGGAAACACAAGGUUUGGGAACUUUGACCAGAGUCAAAGUCCACUUAGGUUCCUUUCUUCCAAGGGGAAAAUUUUUCCCUCCAGAGUCUUGCAGUCAAUUUAAUUUGCCUGAGUUUAUAUAUAUACACAUAUCUACUCUACAUAUCUACUGUACUUCAGGGCUCUUCCAGCCUCACUCACACAUUAAAUUCUAAUACCUCUUGAAGUAUUAAUGUUCUACCUUGCUCUUUGUUAGCCUCAGCCUCUGGUUAUAAAAAUAGAUGCAUCCUGGCUUCUCCCCUAGGAUGUCUUUCUCCAUUGAUGUUUGGGUAAGCUGACCUCAAGACCAAACCAACAAAAUUGUGUCCACUGAGAAAUCUAACUGGAAGAAUCACUCUUCACUCAUUCUCUUCACUCACUGUAAAUCAUGUUCCUUUGAGAUCUGAGAAUUGGGUGAAUUUUCCUGAGCACCCUGUAAGUAGUUCAGGUGGCCAAACGGAGGAUAUCCAAACUCUCUUACUUGAUGCAGAAAAGAAACAAAAAGCAGACAAUAGACAGACUUUGGAAGGAACAAAAAAGCCUCUGCUAGACUAAGCCACAGAAUAGAUCAUCUACCCCUUACCAGUUCCUGAGGUCUGGCUCAGGGUAAAGCAAUGGUUGUCACCAAGAUCAGGAAGAAAUGAGACUGUUGAAGUGCUAUGUUAUAAUCACGUAGUGGUCAGUGGGUGGAACUUCUGGAAAUAUACAUUGGUCUGCUCCAGAGAAAGUAGCCAGCAACUUGGGUCCAGAUGCUAGGGAUUUCCUCUUCCAUCACUAUGCCACAGGUCCAGAGUCAAACCUCAUAUCACACUAUCUCCCUCAGGAUUUGUGAGGCUUCUAGGCAAUAAAAGUGUGUAUCUACAUGUAUGGUGAGCAGGUGGUAGGCAGGUACCAGACGAAGAGCCUGGCCAUCAGUCAGAAUGAGGCAUUUUUCAAAGGGCCUAGAUUGUGUAUAAGAAUGGGAAAAAAUGUAUUAUGAGUCAGAGGGCUCAAGAACUAUGAGGCACGUGCCUCUCAGGGGGUGAUGUUAUGGAACAAUAUUUUACCAGGAAUGUCCCCCUUCCCUAAGAACUCUUGGGCUGCUGAGGGCCCGUGGCAACUGCAAUGGGCCAGGCAUAGAAAUAAACAAACAAAAGAUGUAGAUCUUGUUAUGUAGGAUUUGUGCUAUAGGUAGAUGGAAGUAGCAGGUCAAGAGUUGAAUUCUCACUAGGUGGGUCACUGACACUUUGUGAUCUUGUGUUUACCUAUAAUGCCUGAGGUGAGUAUACCACUCAAAGAUCCAGUCACUGCAGCAUGUGUGAGUAGUUUACCUGCCAUGAGGUAAAUGAAUCCUUGAUCACUGUGAUCUAACCCACAUCAGGGUUAGAUUUAUCAAAAUGUACUGUAUGUUGUUAGGCAUCUGUUAUGUACUGUGUCUCCUAAAGGUAUUAUGCGUGGUUCUGUAUAGUUUAUGGCGCUGUACUAGAAGGAUGGUAAAGGCAGUUUCUAGGUUGAUCACCUAGGGAAAACCUUCUGACUUGUGGAGUUAGCAUCAGUGAUAAGGGAUGUGUUUGCUGGAGUUGUUUUCAAAUGGUAUCAGGGAACAGUUAGGACUGAUAGGCAAUUUAUUCUAGAUGGAAUUUAUCAAGAGACCAAACAGCCAUUGCAAAGGUACCCCUGCUUCCACCUAAAGCAAAUUGGAUUCACAUUGAUUGGCAUUUGGGAAGAUUGUUUGGCUGGAGAACUCAAGGCUGGGAAAUGGUUCCUUAGAAAGUGCCCCACCCAGGAGGAACAUGGGCCCUUCCCUACAGAAUGGAAAAGCUGGAAUCAAGGCUCUCAAGGGUCCAUUUCUUUUAAGAACCAAAGUUAGAAUGUAUUUCAGAAACCUGUCUGAAUUUCUGGUAUUCCAGACACUAGGCUAGUAGGCCACAAUAAUGAGAAAAUUUGAGGCCAGGCCAAUCAUGGGAGAUGUUUUCUGACCAGAUUCAUUUUUAAGGAAUAUACAUGCUGUCCUGUGGUAUGUGUUUAAAAGCAAUUGAACUUCAUAUCAAGCUUCAGGCUAGAGAAUUCUUUGAAGUUGUAUUCACAAUGGCAGAGUCAUGGUCUCUGGGAUCAUUUGUAGCCAGUAAUUAUAUCCAGUUUUCCUUGACAUAAGUUGAUAGAUAACAGAGAAAGUGGCUGGCUGCCUUAACAUAAACAGUCCUGGAAGAGAAACAGGGGGCCCUGUCCUAGGACUGUGGAGACUUAGCUUCUCAGCUGGCAGCUGGAUCUCUGGGCCUCCCUUCCAAAGCCUGGCCCUUGGAACAGAGGAAUACUUCUGUGACUUCUCACUGUUUUAAAACAAAUGGCUAGGAGAGAGGGAAACGCUCAAGGCCAGGGCUCUGCUCCCAGUAUCCAUAUCCUCCCACAGCUGCCAUAUUUGGGAGGAGACCUGCUGAAUGUCCUUGUUGUCCCCAGGGCUGUAUUGAUGCUAGACUGAAGCCUUCUAUACUGCUUGCUAGCUGCAAGAACUGGUCACAAGGAUAAGAAUGGGGAGAGGGAUUUGGGGGAGGUAACAAGGGUGGCAUGCAAGUGUAGGAAAGUUUGGUAUAAAAGAGCAGAGCUGAGACAAAUUUGUUAACUUUGCCACUCACUGUGGUGCUUUUCCCCUUUAAAAAGAAUAAAUUUGUACUUGUUUA